Molecule: messenger RNA, 1354 nt
Organism: Camponotus floridanus (Florida carpenter ant)
Lineage: Eukaryota; Metazoa; Arthropoda; Insecta; Hymenoptera; Formicidae
Gene: mRpL44
Product: 39S ribosomal protein L44, mitochondrial
Exons: 5
Coding region: 344-1291 (315 amino acids)
Biological process (GO): RNA processing
Molecular function (GO): ribonuclease III activity; double-stranded RNA binding
Source: RefSeq, a predicted model, not a curated record
AAACCGUUCGAUAUCGGUCGUGGAUAAUGAGACGCGAUAAGUAAACGACGAUGCUUUUAUAUUUAUUUUAUUACAAAUGUAAAAUUUCGUUUAAAAAAAGUUGCUAAUCGCGCGGGAAUUUAUACGGAUUAAAAGGUUGAAUAAAAAAUGAAAGAAGAUUAAAGUUACUGCGUAUUUUUGAUAGAGGCGAAAUCGUGCCGCCAAGUGUGUUUAUAACCUAAAUUAAUACGCUGUUCUAUCGAAUUGUAAAUUAUUCGGUCUGUGAUAUUUGCUGACAGUUGUCGAACAAUUUUUCUGAAACGACAAAUCUGAAAAUUUAAAUAUAAGAUUAUAUCCUUCUAAUAUGAAUGUCUUACGUUCGUGUGUUAGAAGUAUUAUUUUAAGUAAAGGAAUACGCUCUGUAAAUUAUGAAGGACAGAGAUGUAUUAAAAGAUGGGUGGCUCCAACACAAAUAGAAAUAACUAGACGCAAGAAGAGAGAAUCUAAAUUGAUCCCAAAGCGUAAUACUUUUUUGGAAUGGAAUAGAUCCGCAGAGAUUUAUGCGUUUAAUAAAAGGCUAUCCGAAGAUUUCAAACCUGAAAAAUUAGAACAAGCUUUCACUUUUAGAUCGUAUGUUAUUCAAGAAGAGCAACGGCAGAAAGAAAUGGGAAUGGAAGAUCCUAAGCUCGAUAUACAGGAUAAUACAGAGCUUAUCAUGAAAGGCGAACAGCUUACUUCGGAAAUUGUACAAAAUUAUUUAACCCAAGUUUUACCUCUAGCACCUGAGAGCGUCAUAAUUUCAUUAUACAAUUAUCUUCUUUCUGAGGAAAUUCUUGCCAAGGUAGCUUGUCAUAUUGGUGCAAAAGAUAUUAUUUUAACUGAAGAACAUCCAGUAACAGAGAAAACUUUAAGCGAUACGUUUUUCGCACUUGUUGCUGCUCUCGCAGAAAGUGUAGACGCGAAUCACGCGGCAAAUUUCGUUAAAGAUUUCCUAAUUGUACUUCUAGCUGAGAAAGAUUUAACAGAAAUUUGGAAUCCAGCUGAACCUGUCGAAAUUUUAAACGACGUCCUACAGAAACAAAACAGAGCACUCGCCGAACCGAGACUUAUCGGGAAAGCGGGACAAAAUACGCUUUUAGUUGUAUAUCAUAUAGCAAUGUAUUCCGACAAAAAGUUUCUGGGUUCAGGCUUUGGUCAAACAAUCCAGGAAGCCAAGAAUGUAGCUGCCAUAAAUGUCCUAAGUCGAAUGUUUGGUUUAUUAGAUUCUAGUAAACCAGUCAAAAUCGACCAUGCGAUAAAUGUAUUCUCGUAAAAGAAAUGUAAUUUUUAAUUUGCAAACAAAAUAUUUAGUAUAGUAGUAUAAGAAAUAUUGAAA